UUACAUUCUUAUAAUCUAAAGUCUGAAGUUCAGGAUCAUUCAAAUGUAUACCUUUGAGAUUUGAAAAAAUCUCAACGAUUCGGGAUUCGGAAUUUCAUUCAAUUCUACUAUCAUCGCAGAAACGUAAAAGUAGCAGGCAAGACGUUCUAUUCCAAUUCCCUUCUACCGUUGCGUCGUGCGCUCGCCAUCAUUGCUAACGUUCGUCAGAAAGGUGUGCCAAAACGCCAUCUACAUGCCGCCUGCGAUGUGAGCGUGAGGAGCCCUUCUGCUGCGGACAAAAUUAGUCGUGGGGUAUCGCGCGGCUGUUCCUUACAGAAAAAAAAAUUAUGAUGGCAAGCAAGGCUUGGAAGGUGGUCCAGCCGCACGUGCCGAUGAUCAAGUUUCGCAAGGGCGGCAUCAAUCGCGCAGCAGUUACGGGCACGACAGCAGCGACAUCUGCGCGGUCAGGGUCGGUGCAGAUGCAGCAAAGCGCGGGUGGUGCGACGGGGCCCCAGGUGAUCGCUCUACCGACGAUAGAGGACAUUCAUCUACCGCCACGGUAUCAGAGGCGACCGAUAGAUCAAAAGGAAAUAGAAUAUAUCAACCGUGGUGGACCAGAGUGAAUUUUUGCAGUGCUAGCAUUUAGAAUACAGUAAGCUCCAUAUAUAUUUAAUUUGUUAUUGACCAAGUCAAUGUGUUGUUAAAAUAAAUGGACGUGACAGAGAGAA
This is a messenger RNA of Solenopsis invicta (red fire ant), 707 nucleotides long. RefSeq names its product 28S ribosomal protein S36, mitochondrial. Gene Ontology annotation, biological process: 2-oxoglutarate metabolic process. The record is from RefSeq and is a predicted model, not a curated record. The transcript is spliced from 4 exons. NCBI's taxonomy places the organism in Eukaryota, Metazoa, Arthropoda, Insecta, Hymenoptera, Formicidae. The coding region runs from base 327 to 602 and encodes 91 amino acids.